GCGACUAACAACCUUCCCCGUACCCUCCACCUGCAUGUCGUAGACGUCCCUGGCCCUUGCCUCCCCUGCAGGGCACGCGCCUUGCUGCUCGUCUCCUGGCUUCAUCUAGGGCUGUGCUCCUACCAACUGGCCGUGUCUUGCUUAGCCUCCCUGCCGUUGUGCUCGUACGCGCCCGCGCCUAUAUACCAAUACCACUUGCUAUCGCAAUAGGAUUUAUUUCGUUGUCGCACCACUGCUGUCUCUUUCGCUGUGCUUGCUUGCUUCCAGUGACUCUCCAUUACACUUCUCAGGGUCCCAAAGUGUCUCAAUGACUGCUUUAUUUCUCUUUACUUCAGUACUAGACCACCACCGCGAUGCAGCUUAAACCGUACAGCCUGCAGGGGAGAGUGGACGGGUUAGAGCCUCUAGACCACAUGCCGUUUCCCCCGCCUUUCGCGCAGACACCCAAGACGCCCAGGCGAGUGCCGGUUGGGUUCGAAGAUCUGAAUGACACGCCCACAUCCGAGUCCUGGUCUCUGCCUUCCACCCCCUUUCUCGCAGAGCCUGUUAUACCAAGUGACCAACCCGUGAGCGAUAACGCCGCCGGGAACGUCAGGGCGAUGUCAGUUUGUACCCAAGACGGUCCCGGCGCCCCUGCGAUGAAGGACAUGGACUCGUUCAGCCAGGGCACUGGCCAGGGGAGUUUCGAAUUCAGCUUGAAGGACGGGUACGACGACUUUGAGCGGCCGUCCUCGGUGGCGUACAAUCCUGCUCAUCCCGAGAUCUCCAUCGAGAACUGGAGACGGGAUGUGUCCGCCAACCUUGAUGGCACAACGCCUGUUGGGCCGUCUCGCAUCCCUGUCCAGAACACGCCUGCGUUGCGACCCAAGCGCGGCCAUUCGUCGUCGGGGAGCGACUUCUCUGUCGGCUCGGCUGGCGGGGAUGCUUGCUCGGACAACAUGCACUGGCGGAAGCAUAAGCAUAACGAGGGCAAGAGACGCCGUCUCGUGCAGAACGAGCUGCCCGUUAUCCAGGAGGGCUUCUCCAACGAGAUGAGCCAGUGGGAGCCCAGCGACUGCUACUGGUUCCGCUGCGACGUCCCAGGUAAUUGUCGCUGUUAAAUUUGAGAUGAACAUUAGUCCAGACAACCAUGCAAUACUUGAACUAUACCAGUAUGUCUCCGCCAAUAUGUAUUUUCACUAUCUAUCCCAUCGUAGUCCACGAACGUCCCCCGUAGUAUAUGGAACAUCGCUAAUUGAUGUCACUCACUGUCCCCAAGCUCAUUCCAGCCUGAACACCCCCUUCCUCCCCCCCCCCCC
Messenger RNA from Gloeophyllum trabeum ATCC 11539, 1298 nucleotides. RefSeq lists its product as uncharacterized. Lineage: Eukaryota; Fungi; Basidiomycota; Agaricomycetes; Gloeophyllales; Gloeophyllaceae. The record is from RefSeq and is a predicted model, not a curated record. The transcript has 4 exons. The coding region runs from base 414 to 1100 and encodes 228 amino acids.